Molecule: messenger RNA, 1270 nt
Organism: Heteronotia binoei (common prickly gecko)
Lineage: Eukaryota; Metazoa; Chordata; Lepidosauria; Squamata; Gekkonidae
Product: tetraspanin-4-like
Exons: 8
Coding region: 171-893 (240 amino acids)
Cellular component (GO): membrane
Source: RefSeq, a predicted model, not a curated record
UUCCCCCUGUCCUGUGCCUGGAAUUUGCUUCCCCUCCCUUCCAUCCUGCAUCCCAGCAGAGAAGAAAUCCCCUUUCUGCGCUCUAGGUGGCUGUGGGUAGGGGUCCCGGCCCCCGGAGAUCCACGCUCCCUCCCUAGACCUUCCUGACCCAAGGCCAAGAUCCCUCCAAGAUGGGGGUCAGCCGUGGCUGUUUCCUGUGCGUUAAGGUGAAGAUGUUUGUCUUCAACCUUAUCUUCUGGCUGGGUGGUUGUGGGGUGCUCGGCGUGGGAGUCUGGCUGGCUGUCACUCAGGGUCGCUUUGCCACCUUGUCCUUCUCCUUUCCAUCGCUGUCGGCAGCUGGGCUCUUCAUGGCCACCGGAGCCAUCAUCAUGGUGGUGGGUUUCCUUGGAUGCCUGGGGGCCGUCACAGAACAUCGCUGCCUGCUUCUGACAUUCUUCCUGGUUCUGUCCACCCUCUUCCUCCUGGAACUGGUUGGGUUGUUGGUGUUUGUCACCUGCCGGGACAAGUUUGAUGGCUAUGCUCAGGCCAACCUGAAGGAAGGGCUUAAGCUGUACAAGACAGAGGGCAACCUGGGCCUAACCAACGCAUGGGACCUUGUGCAGACGGAGUUUCGUUGUUGCGGGGUGCAGAACUACACAGAUUGGUUUAUGGACAACAGAACGCAGGUGCCAGAAUCGUGUUGCAUGCUGCCCAGCAGCUGUCAAGCAGAGAGCCCGCAGCCGCGGAGUUGGUGGAUGGAGGCCUGUUAUGGGAAGGUGAAAAAAUGGCUGGGGCAGAACAUCUCUGCGAUGGGCAUCUUUGCUGCCUGCAUCAUUGUGGUCCAGGUCUUGGGCAUCGUGUUCUCCAUGCUGAUGUACUGCCAGGUCCGGCGAGCAGAGAAGUAUUAUGACUGAGUUGGGUUUGAAGAUGCUUUCUGUCCCUAGAUCCUCAAAGGGGGUAUGCAGUUUAGAAGACAAGGGCAUUUCUGCAUUCUGUGGAGCCCCCUCCCUCCUUGCCACCUUUUUUAGCCAAGCUGCAGGGCUUCUGUGAAGGCCAAAUCCUCAUCAUAUAUUCAAAUAUAUUUUAUCCUGGGGUGGGGAAGAGAAACCCUUCUUUUCCUUUUGCUGCCUUUUGCUCUUCCUCAUUUAAUCAGGGUUCCAUUUCCUUAUGUCUCAGCUUCUGUGUUCUUCCCAUUUUGUAUCAUAUAGCCCCCCCCUUUCCCUCCAAUCCUGUUGCUUUUGUAUAUAACAGAACUAUAUUGAGGACCAAUAAAACAAUACGAUACCAUCCA